Dermacentor silvarum is the source of this 585-nucleotide messenger RNA. RefSeq names its product tigger transposable element-derived protein 6. Gene Ontology annotation, molecular function: nucleic acid binding. The coding region runs from base 1 to 585 and encodes 194 amino acids. Lineage: Eukaryota; Metazoa; Arthropoda; Arachnida; Ixodida; Ixodidae. The record is from RefSeq and is a predicted model, not a curated record. The transcript has a single exon.
AUGGUGAUUGAUAACGCACCGGCUCACGUGGUACUGGAGAACCUUUCUGCCGUGAAGCUGGUGUUCCUGGUAGCAAACACAACCGCACUCUCACAGCCCUUGGACCAAGGAAGCAUUUGGUCUGUCAAACACUUGUACCGGCAAAACAUGCUGCGCAGGAUGCUUCUUACAAUUGAAAGUGACAAGACUUACAACAUCGACAUGCUGGGUGCGAUCCAUUUGCUGGCGCAUACCUGGCAGCAAGUAAAAGCCGCAACUGUGAAGAACUGUUUCGCACGUGGACAGUUCGUUAUGCCCGCCCAAGAAAUUAACUCAAGCAAAGUGGAUGCGGAUGAAGAAGUGGCUGACGACAGCGACUGCGAGGCGCUGCUUGCAGAAGUUUUGGAGCGACAAGGUGGCGGCGACACAGUGCCGUUUUUAGCGUUUUGCGACGUCGAUAAUGACACCGAAACUUAUGAAGAUUUGUCCGACAGUGACAUUGUAAACUCGCUUAGUACCAAAUUAUGCAGCGCAAGCGACGGUGAGGACGACGACAAUGCCGAGCUGGAAGAUGUGCCGUGUCCGUCCUUUGGAGAAGCAGUGUGA